ACCACAAGGCCACCCACCACAACUCAUUAUCGCAUCAAAAACAAAACCUCAGAAACAAAUCUAUUGACUAAGUUUCUUUGAAGUGUAAAAGAGCAGAGAUGGAGUCAAUGAAGAUGAGGCUUAUGGUGGUGUUGAUGGUUGCUAUUGUGGCUUUCUCAGCCGUAGGAAAGGCGGCAGCUCAGACGGCAGAGGCUCCAGCUCCAAGUCCGACUUCUGAUGCCGCUAUGUUCGUCCCGGCAUUGUUUGCAUCUGUUGUUGCUUUGUCAUCUGGGUUUCUCUUUUAAACCAAUCUCUACAUAUCAUAUAGAGUUAGGGUUUGUUACUUUGUUUUCCCUUUACUUCCUGUCUAUUUUCAUCAUUUGAGCCUUUUUGUUAUUGUUUCUAAUAUUUGUUCUACUGUAUACUAUUUCUUAUUAAUAUAACCUUCGGGUUUUGAUGUAAUUGCAUGAGAUUGUUUGUGUUUAUAUGUUAUAUAAUUAUUACCACCA
This is a messenger RNA of Raphanus sativus (radish), 488 nucleotides long. Its product is annotated as arabinogalactan protein 12. The record is from RefSeq and is a predicted model, not a curated record. Bases 99 to 284 code for a protein of 61 amino acids. NCBI's taxonomy places the organism in Eukaryota, Viridiplantae, Streptophyta, Magnoliopsida, Brassicales, Brassicaceae. The transcript has a single exon.